AUGUCCCUGCUCUCUACAGGAUCACUUGUGAAGGAUUUUUCAGGAAGUCUCAGCCCUGAGUCAACCAGAGGUUGUCAGCUUAGGAACACCAGCAUCGGAUCAAAAGCCAACUGUACUCAUCUAGAUCUCAAGUCUGUUCCUCAGGAUCUUCCAAGCAACACGGUAAUGCUUGAUCUCUCCUUCAACAAGAUCACAACCCUGUUCAACGGUUCUUUUGCCUAUCUUCCUGACAUCACUACCUUAGGGCUGGCAAGCAAUUUCCUCUCACAGAUCGAAAAUGGUACUUUCAACCCACUGAAGAACCUCAAGAUACUUUACCUGUCGCAGUCUUCUAUAACCGUUUUGAGCCGUGGUGUCUUUGACAGCCUGACUGCCCUCACGACAUUGGACCUUCGCAACAAUGAGAUCAAGAAGAUUCCUGAAUGUCUGCUUCAAACGCAAUACCAUCUUGCCGUUCUAUUUUUGAGCAACAAUGAACUUGAAACCAUUCCAAGGACACUAUUCAAUGAAACCACCUCUCUGCACAGUUUGUUCAUCCAGCAAAACAAAAUUGCUACCAUAGAACCACGUACGAUGUUCCCAACAAACACGACACUGAAAUUGGAUGCUUAUGGGAACCCCUUUUCCUGUACGUGCCACUUGAAUUGGUUCGUAAAGUGGCUCCGUUCUGGCAAGGUUGAACUCUUAAAUGUAGAGAAGACUUUCUGCUCGCUAACGUCCAUCAAAGAAGAAGUCAAUUUACCUUUACUUUCAUUCAAUCCUGACCAAUACUGUGGCACUGACAUUGUGAUGAUCACAUGUGUAUCCUUGUCAGUUGUUUUGGUCGUGGCGAUUUGCUUGGUGGCUUACAGGGAGCGAUGGUGGCUAAAUUACAAAUUCUUCCUCCUCAAGCUAGCUAUCUUUGGCUACGAGGAAAUCAACCAGGACUUUGACGCCCAGGACUACGAGUACCAGCUAAACAUCAUGUGCAAUGAAGGUGACGAGGAAUGGGUGGACCAGAUCAUGAAACCAAUACUGCAGGAGAGGUUUCCACAUCUGCAGAAAGUGGUCUUCGGCGACAACGACCUCAACAUCGGGAUGUUCUACAUCAGUGCUCUUCACUACGCCACCGAGAACAGCUUCAAGACUGUCUUGUUGAUAAGUUACAACUCCGUAGAUGAUGCCUGGUUCUUGACCAAGCUGCGCAUAGCCCUAGAGCACGUCAAUGAUACCAGACUGGACAAGGUAAUAUUGAUUUUCAUUGAGGACAUCCUGGAUGAGGACCUCCCGUACCUGGUUCGGUUAUUCCUGAGUAAGAACAAACCUUACAUGUUGUGGACGGACGAUGAAGAUGGCCAGGAACUCUUCUGGGCCCAGUUUGAGAAGAGCAUGAGAGCCAACAGGGCCCUCAACAGCGUUAUUCCCAUUUAA
Molecule: messenger RNA, 1410 nt
Organism: Strongylocentrotus purpuratus (purple sea urchin)
Lineage: Eukaryota; Metazoa; Echinodermata; Echinoidea; Camarodonta; Strongylocentrotidae
Product: toll-like receptor 3
Exons: 2
Coding region: 1-1410 (469 amino acids)
Biological process (GO): signal transduction
Molecular function (GO): protein binding
Source: RefSeq, a predicted model, not a curated record